UCUGUCCUUGUUCUUGCUGUUCUCCAGGGAAACUCUCUUUUGUUCCUGCCCAACGUUCUGAAGGUCUACCUGGAGAAUGGCCAGACCAAGGCCUUCAAGUUCGACCACACCACCACCAUCAAGGACAUCAUGAUGACUCUGAAGGACAAGCUGUCCAUCCGCUCCAUCGAAUACUUCUCCCUGGCGCUGGAGCAGCAGUACAGCAUCAACAAGCUGCUGUUACUGCACGAGGAUGAGCUCAUCCAGAAGGUGGUGCAGAAGAAGGACUCCCAUGACUACAGGUGUCUGUUCAGGGUGUGCUUCAUGCCCAAGGACCCUGUGGUCCUGCUGCAGGAUGACACCGCUGCCUUUGAAUACCUCUUCCUACAGAGCGUGGGUGACGUUCUCCAGGAGCGCUUUGCCGUGGAGAUGAAGUGCAACACAGCUCUGCGUCUGGCCGCGCUGCACAUGCACGAGAGACUGGACAGCUGCGGACAGACCCGGACCUCCAUUAAGAGCAUCAAGAAGGAGUUUGGUCUGGACAGCUUCAUCUCGCCCACGCUCCUCAGCAACAUGAGGGAGAAGGACCUGACCAAGGCCAUCAGCUACCACCUCAAGAAGAUCCAGUCUCUGAUGGAGCCGGGCCAGAAGGUGAUCUCUGCCACCCAGGCUCGUCUGGCCUACCUCAUCCAGCUAGGAGAGCUCAUCUCCUACGGGGGGCGCUCCUACAACGCCACCCUGAUGCUGCAGGACAGGGAGGCCGUGGUCAGUCUUCUGGUGGGGGCUCGCUACGGCCUGAGCCAGGUGGUAAACCACAAGCUGAACAUGGUGUCCACCCUGGUGGACUUCAGCAGCAUCAGCAGGGUGGAGCUGCUCUCCGAGUCGGACCGAGUCAGUCUGCUGAGGAUCUCACUGCACGACAUGAAGCCAUUUGCCUUACUCAUGGACUCACUGGCAGCCAAAGACCUGGCCUGUCUGCUGGGGGGCUACUGCAAGCUCCUGGUGGACCCCAAUGUCAACAUCUUACGUCUGGGGCGCCCCAAAGUGCGGGUGCACCGGAUACCGGCAGAAGAAGGUGUGUGUGGGAAGUUCGCCGUUAUAGAGGGAGUGUGCUAUGAGUCGCUGACAAGUUACGUGUCCCGGUGCUGUAGCGACUCUGAUGACACGUCAGACGAGGACUACCCAGUGGAGCAACCGGCCAGCCGCAGGCGGUCAGCAGCAGGCGGUAAGGAGCGAGACCGGGAGGCCUGGAGGAGAGAGGGGGAGCACGCCCGGGGAGAGAGCAGAGGGAGGGAGAGAGAGCGAGAGAAAGAAGGCCAACAGGAAGUGAAAAUCAUCGUGACGGCGGACGUGGGCAACGAGGGAGGCGACGAGGAGGAGGAGGACGAGGAGAAGGGGGCGACAGGAAGUCAGGCCAAUCCAGACCAGGAGGUGAAGCUGGAGACCAACUGGUACCACACGGACCCACGGGUCAACAGCAGCUUCUCCAGUCUGUCCAGCGGAUCCCUGAGUGCCGCCCUGGAGGAGAGCAGCGGUACGGCCAGAGGAGACCCUGCCGUGGCCCUCUCCCGCCUGGAUGCCAUCCGCGAGGGGGGCUCUGCCCCGUGGACCCCUCGCCCUGCCGAGGGGCCCUCCAGCCUGGACGUCCACCACCCCUUCCUCCUGGAAGUCCCUCCCUCUCCACAGCGCCACAGAGAAAACUCGUCCGACCCAGGAAGCCAGGCGGCAGGCGCCGGUUCAGCCCCCGCCCGGCCCACCAACCUGAGUUACCGGGGCAACGACAGCUCGUGCCUGUGCUUCGCGGAGCUCUCGCAGGCGGACUUCCUCCCGAGCCCCCCCGAGGCCACCAGCGACGAGGAGGAGGAGGAGGACGAGGAGGAGGAGGAGAGGGAGGCAGAGCUGAGACGCAUCACCAAGAUCCCCAGUCACAGAGACCUGAGGCUUGUGGACAGCAUGCCUUUCCACAGCGCUCUCAGCAGCGGCAACGCCCAGAGACUCCUACCUAGAAUCCCUCAGCACCACGCCUCCUGCGACAACCAGGGGCCCGCGUCUCGACAGCGCCACUCAGCGGACGAGGAGGGACUGUUCCUAACGCCCUCCCCGAACCCCAGACCUCCCCACAGAGAAAGCUGGUCCGAGUCCGAGGAUGAGUUCUUCGAUGCGCAGGAGCGCUUCACCCCUCCGGUCCCGGAGCACCUCACAGAGAACUCUUUGGAUGGCGCAGACAGGAAGCACGGCAGUCGGCACAGUGUCCAAGGGAACGGGCUGCCCUCCGUCCCCGAGAGCGAGCCUUCGUCGCCCCUUCCCAAGAGGCCUCCUCCAUCCCCCCCUGCUCCGAAGCAGGGGAGCCCCCUGCCCCCCGGCCCCCCGACCCUGCCCUCCCAGAGAGUCGAAGCAAAGGCCAAACCCCCACCGCUGCCCCCCAAGCCCCCUCUGGCCCCCAAGCCUCAGAUGGUGCCGCCCCGCUCCCCCCAGCUCCGCAGGGCCCCGUACGCCCACUGUAACGGCGACGCGGGGGGGCACCUCUCCAGCGAGCUCCUGGAGAUGGAGCCAGACACCAUGGAGUUCAAAUCUGUCACCUCCGGGGCAGGGGGGAUGCCCAUAUCCUCCCCCCUCAUCACAGCCGUACGGAGCAGCCAGCAGGCUCUCCCUCCACCGCGACACCCCACCACUCUGGAGAACGGGGCCAGGAAGGAGAAUGAGCCCGGCAAGCAGGAGAAUAGGCCUAGCAAGCAAGAGAACGGGCCUAUCCCUGCAAAUGGACCUAAACCUGAGAAUGGACCUAAGCCUGAGAAUGGACCGAAACCUGAGAAUGGACCUCAUCACAAGCUUCUAAGAGACUCUGCUCAGAUCACUGGUGACAAACAAACACCCGAGGCUGAGACGAAAACGAACGGGGUUCCCCUGCCCAAGGUGGAGGGGCAAAAGGGCAUAAAUGGGGGUGACCGGGUGGCUUCGAUUCAGAAAAAACUGAACCUUUCUCUUUUUCCACGUUCGGCUUCUGGAGAUGACCUUAAGUUAUGUCUCACCAUCCCCCCAUCCCACUCGCCCAAAACCUCUCCCUCGUCGCUCCACCCCUUAUCCCUCCCUGCCAGCUCGCCCGUCUCGCCCCAGGAACCCCUGGGCUCCACGAAGGGGUUGCCCAAGGAGGGCGUCAGCCCCCCGAACGGCCUCCACCCCUGGGGCAGCCGCAACGGCAGCGUACCAUCCGGCAGGCGGGUCUCCCUCAGCCACGAGAGCCUCUCCCCCAAGAGCACAGAACCCCCCGCCUGCAUGACCACCUCACUCACCUCCUCCUCCAAGUCAGGGGUGGGGGAGCCGGGGCGCUCCGGUUCUGGGUCUGACCUGAGGGUCAGCUCCUCCAGUCUGGGGGGCCGGCUGCCGGCGUCGGCCCUCCGCGGCAGGAUCCAGGCGCUGCCCUGGUACAUGACCCGCUCCCAGGAGAUCCUGGGAACCUUGGACUACCCCUCCUCCAGCUCCCUGAACGGAGGAGACACCUCCGGGUUCGGCUCGGGCCUGUCCGUCCUGUCGGUCAGCGUGGCGUCGGACUCGGGAAAGAGCGCAACGGCGGCGGUCAAGGAGACAGAGACGGGGACCAGGAGGGAUAAAGGGAAGGCAUUGGAGGACGGGGCCGAGGUCGUCAUAGCGACCAUCAAAGAAGCUCAGGAGGUGACCCCGCGCGGGAAAGAGGCCCAGGGGAUGGACGGCUCGCAUCCCGGCCAGGGUGCGACGGAGAACGGGGCCCCUGGGGAGGGGAAGGUCUCGGGGCCUUAUGGGUUCCUGGGCUCCUGUAAGUCCGAGCAGCCCCAAUCGCGACCCCACUCUGAGGUGGGGCUGGGCGGGGUCUCCGGAGGGGGUUUCCCCUUGGGGGCCGACUCCCCGUGCUCGUCCAUGGGAGAGGACACUCCUCCCCCCCCGCCGCACCACGAGGCCUGCGGCUGCCGCACCGUGUACGCCAACUGCUUCACUGGCGCCGGCGAGGACGGCUGCGGCUUCGACGAGGAACUCACCAUCUACGAGUUCUCCCGCCGCACGCGGCCCGCCGCCAAGCCCGCACGGCCCACCCCGGUUCCCUCCCCCACCGCCCCGUCCCCCAACAUCCUGUCCCUGCUCCGGGACACGCCGCGGCCCCUGUCCACCCUCUCCACCGCCUCCUCGGAGCUCAGCCCCAUGCUCUCCCGCCCCGUCUCCCCCACGCCCCCCGCCGCUGGCGCCCUGCUCUCCCUUACCAACAAGCGCUACGGAGGGCUGAAGGGGGGCUUCGCUUCGCUGCGGCAGGACAUCGACCAGCUGAUGCUGUUGCUGGAGAGGGGCACGGCCGACCCUCCACCCCCACCAUCAUCAUCAGAGCCGGCCGAGACCGACGCGCGCCACGAGGAGAGGACAGACAACGGACUUGCCGUCCCCAAUUCGUCCAAUCACCUCCAGGUACCGGAGGGAGGAGGAGACUUCCCCGGUUGCGGAGGGGCCAGCCCCGCGCCCUUGUCGGAGGCCGAGCGGAGUCUGCUGCAGGCGGAGGCGCGGCGGCUGGCGUCGGGGUGCCAGCGGGCCACGCGGGUGGGCUGGGCGCCGGACGAGGCCCUCCGCUCCCUGUCCAACAGCUUCGGCGCUCUGGUGCAGCUCUCCGCCGCCUGCCUGAGGACGCAGCCCUGCCCUGGGUGUGGCGUCUGCCUCCGCGGGGCGCCUCCUUGCCCCCUGGGGGAUGGAAGUGAGGGAGAGUCCUGUCAGGACGAGGAGGCUCUGGAAAAGCUGAAGGAGAUCGUCGGGCUUUACCGGGAGUUUGUCGGCGUGGUGGAGACGGCUGGGGCCGGGGUUGGGGCGGCUGGGGGCGGCGGAGGAGGGGCUGGGCCGGGGCAGGGGGAGGGCGAAGGGGUGAGGAUGCUGGCUAAACGCUGCACGGUGCUGAUCUCGUCGGUGUUCACGCUCACGCAGCUGUUCCGCAUGCGCUCGCCGGACGCAGGGGACCCGGCGGGUCACGUACCUCUUCACUUCUGACCUCUGACCUCUGAAAACCCCUUGGCCAUGGCGACAUCGACAUGCCGAGGGGAGGACCUUAGAAAGGAGGAGGAGGAGGAAAGGGCUGUGGAUGUGUUGGUUCCUUAGCACAGAGGGAUUUGGUGUGUGUCCCUAAAUAGAACACAUGCUUGUACUGUUAGUGCCAUGCACACCACUACAGACCGCACACACACACACACACACACACACACAGACACACACCAAAACAUAUCCCUAAAAGGAAGAAAGGAACUCCUUCCACUUGAAUUGACUGCCAUUGCUAGGCCUCCUGAUGGACUUACCAGGACUAUGCAUUUGUAAAUAGGAAUUUUAUAACUAUCUUACAACUCUUAUUUUAUGAUACAUGUAUGUAUGAAUUAUACAUGUCUGUAUUUAUUUUUACAAUGUUUGCACACCCUGGUCUGUGGAGGUCUCUACUCAAAGGCCAAGAGGAUGUCACUGGAUGUUUCCGUCAGUUUCUUGGUAUGUCAUGCGAUUUGUCUACCUCCCCCCUUAUUGGCUGGUCUUGGCUGAGGAAAUGAAACUGUAUUAUUGACAUAUUUUGCAGCUUUUUAUCAAAAGUGCAGUUUGUAACUGUACUGCGUAUUUUCCACAGCAACAACUAGAAGUUUACGUCAAAUAGAUUGGGAUCAAUGAGAAAACAAACAAAAUAUUUUGAAAGACACAUGAUACAAGAGCAGCAGGUUUCAAACUGUACUUUUAACAGAAAGUAAAAACUUUCAUUUUUGAACGGUACAAUUCUGUUCAGUUUAUAGCUAAUGACUAACUACUCGUGUGUGAAUGCUUGUAUUGAAACCCCCCUCACUAACCCCUUAUAUGUUUAUGCAGUAAUAUAUAGAAAAUCAACUCCAAGUCCAAAUGAGGCAUUUAUGGUUUUUAGAAUGGGCCGUGAAAAAGGCGGGAAGUGACUCCAUUUGGUAUUUUAUAACCCAUUGUUUAAAAAGUCAUGGACGAUUAAUGCACAAGGCUGACUGUUAUGUUUAACUUGGGCUUGAAGCAACUACCCAAAGUGUAACACAGAAACACCAUUUGAAUUCUAUACCUCUCUGCCAUGUUCCUGAACACAGACAAAUUGACUUCCUGACUAAUUACGUAUGUUUUAAUCAGAACUGUAGAUAUACAUUUAUAUCUAUUUGUCUGUGUCCAGUUCUGUAUCUUGGUUAUUUAUGGCUAUGCAAACUUAAAGUAAUUACCUCUCUUUCCCACAUACAGUAGCCACUAGACUAUCAUUAAUUUCUUAUUAUGUUGUAUUAACAUAAAACAUCUGAAAAUCAGAAACCUGACACAGAGCGCUUCCCAAGGAAAUGAAAGACGAUUAGAUAGUUACAUUUCUUACUUGGAACUGUGUCCUGCAUGAUGUGUAAGUGUUUCUUAGCAAUGGGGCAACAUAGGUCAACAUCAGGUGUUCUUCCGACAUUCAGUUUACUGUAGAAAGGUUCCUUUUACGACUGAAUACUGUUCUGCCUUUGAUAUUUUGAUAUUACUGUUAUUUUCAUGUUACUGGUCAAGCUGAACCAAGGCAAAUCAUGUAGCAUCAGACCCUUAACGCACCCUUCUUUCCAUUAAACCUCUUCAGCCAUGAGCGGAGGGAGACUUUUCAUCCUCUGACACGAACAGUAGGAUGAUGCUGUCAUAUCCCUUUUAGCUAUGAACGAAAUCCACCAACAAAAGUAAACACAUUGGUUAAGUAGGGAUUUAAUCCCAGCCAAGUCAACACUGGCUCGUAACAAAUGCCUGAUUUCACAACGUUAGAAAUAGUAUUUUAACGAGUGACUUUGCAACAAAUGUUGUACAGGAAGACAUGUUAUGUCUUGUCAUGUCGUUGAUGGCCUUAGCAAACACGAAGAGGAAACCAGAGUAACCGUUUUAGAUCUUCCAUUUCCUACUGAUGUGUCCUACAAGUUGUCCUGUAUUUAUACCCACUGUAACAUUGUGGUGUAAAGCGUUUAGCCGUUUCAUAUCAACGGAGCUGCAGUUGACGGUUCCUUCCUGUGUAGCACUAUCUAUUCAUGGGUUGUAGACUUGAAUUCACAGACCACUGGAGUGUUGAAGUCUCUGUCUCUCGUAGCAAUUGUUUCAAUAGCAAGAAACCUCCCUGAAUCCAUGUUUAUUUUUAAACUUGUACAUUAAUGGACAGACUUGGAAUCACUUCCCACCUUGAAUUAAUUCAUAUUAAUUAACGUAUUGUUUGGAAAUAAAUACAAUGCAUAGUUCUCAUAUUUGACGUGCUUUGUGCUCAAGGUUAAUUUAUAUUUUGGGGGGUCAGAGAAGGAAUGACCAAAUUUAGUACUGCAUAAAAUGCAAGCACAUUUCAUUUUCAGUAAAAAAUGUAUGAAUAGAACCGGGACUAUUCAUUUGACCAUAAGUUGAACCUUGAGGUAAAUAUUUGAAGAGCAAGCAGCAGAGCUGAGUUGAACUGGUUCCAAAACUGGAUGUCCUUCCCACCUGCAAAUCAGGUAGUCCGCCGUGUGAGAUACCACAGAACACAUGGUACCACGGAAUUCUGCAGAACGACCUUUCGAUGACAACUCUUUUUUUUGUUUGGUUGCAAAGACAAAGAAUUGAAGUAACAAAAACCCAUUCAGGAGGUUUCCACAGUCAAAAUUCUCAAAUAGGUCACACAGCUGGUCAGUGGAAGCAUUAAACCUUCCUCAGAAAAGCACUCCGAAAUAAAAUGCCUGAUUCAACUGAGCUGCCAGACAACUUCCUGUUCAGUAGAACUCAUUCCUCUUCGGUCCCAAGUCCCUCUGACAGAUUGCCCUUAAUCUGAUCGGUCUUCCCUGUCUGACUUGUCAGCCGUGACCCUGAGGUUUCAGACCCCUGGCUGUACCAGGACCUCGGCCAGACGAACAGCCUUCGUACAAAUCUUCCCAAGAUUAAUCCUGUGCCAGUUGUCAAAUGGGCACUGGGCUAACUGCCAAACUAGACUGCAGCUGAAAUCCCCAUAUUCCCCAAUGCGUGUACAUGCGUACAUUUUCGAGACACACAGCUUUUGUUUUCAGGAAGUUAUGAUCUGUCAACAGGCUUUUAUCACUUGCCGACCGAAACGAUUUCCACUUGGGAAGAAUCGGCAGCCGAAAAAGAAUUGACUUAAAUGAUUGAUUGCAGAUGUUUAUAACGAAAGGUACCGGAUCAUUGGUCCAUUACAACCUAGUGCUUGGCAGUCAAAUGAAUAAUAUAUAUGUAAAGUACAGAGUGACUUUCAUGCCAUGGAGUAAACCAGUUCAAAUAUAGUUUCCAGGGAUGUCCUUCCCUCUAGGGCACAGUAAGAGGUAUGCUUCAGCUUUCAUAUCCUAGUCGUAUAACCAGAUAUGAAGGAAAUAUCUCACUCAUCCAGUUCAAGUAGCCUCACAGCCUCGAGCUGGAGGCUCCUCAUGCCAUAUAUGGAAACAGAGAUGACCUAUGGCCUUGGUACGACAGGUGCCAGGCCAACAACCAAUCCCGUGAGUUAUGUGUCGUGACUGUUCAGGGCAGAAUGCUGAAGGUUUGGUUCAGUUGUAAGACAUGACUCAGAGCGAGAGAGGUGUGGUGUUUGCUGUCAUGACAAUGUUUGCUGACAUAAAAUAAUGACACCCACACACUUUCAGAAGCGAUUCACUUUUAUAAAACAUUCCAAUGUCUAAUUACAAAAAUAUACAUUUUCCCCAAAUCAUUGAUAGCCAUUAUGGGUAUUAAAUGUCAAAAAUUUACAAUUAACUAAUUAGAUAUAGAAUUUUCUACAAAUAAGCCUGUAAUAGCUCUUUAGCCACAGGAUGUCUGAUUCCUUAAUUUCAAGGUUUUUCACCUGUGGUGAGACCUAUGCACCUGUGGUACAAAUCUUUCAAAAACGGCAAUAAUAAUUACAUACAAUCCACGUCAUUUCAUGUUUGAUGAGUCCCACUUCACAGGAACGAAUGAUCAAAGUCAUUCUUGUGAAAUCAAAUACCCAAACCCUAGAGAAUCUGGACUGGUCUUUAGUGACGGAUAGGAACAGGACGGCCCGCGAAUAAAGAACGGCAGCUCUGGGCUUCUCCCUCUUCUCUUUCAUCAACAUUUAAUAUCCCCUGCUCAUUUUCCUACUCACUACUGAAGUGCCAUCGCUCCAUCUUCUAGCUCUCUCUGUCUCUCUCGCCCUCUCUGUCUCUCUCUUGCCCUCUCUGUCUCCCUCUUGCCCUCUCUGUCUCUCUCUUGCCCUCUCUGUCUCCCUUUUGC
Molecule: messenger RNA, 9186 nt
Organism: Hypomesus transpacificus
Lineage: Eukaryota; Metazoa; Chordata; Actinopteri; Osmeriformes; Osmeridae
Gene: frmpd1b
Product: FERM and PDZ domain containing 1b
Exons: 10
Cellular component (GO): cytoskeleton
Source: RefSeq, a predicted model, not a curated record